Hipposideros armiger (great roundleaf bat) is the source of this 2221-nucleotide messenger RNA. RefSeq names its product chaperonin containing TCP1 subunit 5 (gene CCT5). The coding region runs from base 168 to 1793 and encodes 541 amino acids. Gene Ontology annotation, molecular function: ATP-dependent protein folding chaperone; ATP hydrolysis activity; ATP binding. Gene Ontology annotation, biological process: protein folding. Lineage: Eukaryota; Metazoa; Chordata; Mammalia; Chiroptera; Hipposideridae. The record is from RefSeq and is a predicted model, not a curated record. The transcript is spliced from 11 exons.
CAGAAGGUACUGUCCGGCGUCAAAUUAGUCUCAGGCGGAAACUAAGUCUCGCGCGGCUUUCACUGCGCGUGCGCGAGCGCUUGAGCCCUCCCCCGAGCGGAAGGUGCGUUCUCGGUUCCGGAGUGGUCUCCGCCGGUUGUUAGAAAGUAGACCCCUGCUGCUGCACCAUGGCGUCUGUAGGGACCCUCGCUUUCGAUGAAUAUGGGCGCCCUUUCCUCAUCAUCAAGGAUCAGGACCGCAAGUCUCGUCUUAUGGGGCUUGAGGCCCUCAAGUCUCAUAUAAUGGCGGCAAAGGCUGUAGCGAAUACGAUGAGAACAUCACUUGGACCAAAUGGGCUUGAUAAAAUGAUGGUGGAUAAGGAUGGCGAUGUGACUGUAACUAACGAUGGGGCCACCAUUUUGAGCAUGAUGGAUGUGGACCACCAGAUUGCCAAGCUGAUGGUUGAACUGUCCAAAUCACAGGAUGAUGAAAUUGGAGAUGGGACCACAGGAGUGGUUGUCCUGGCUGGUGCCUUGUUGGAAGAAGCCGAGCUGUUGCUGGACCGCGGUAUCCACCCAAUCCGGAUCGCCGACGGCUUCGAGCAGGCCGCCCGCAUUGCUAUCGAGCACCUGGACAAGAUCAGCGACAGUGUCCUCGUCGACAUAAAGAACACCGAGCCCCUGAUUCAGACUGCAAAAACCACGCUGGGCUCCAAAGUGGUUAACAGCUGUCACCAGCGGAUGGCCGAGAUUGCCGUGAACGCCGUGCUCACGGUGGCCGACAUGCAGCGCAGAGACGUCGACUUUGAGCUCAUCAAAGUAGAAGGCAAAGUGGGCGGGAGACUGGAGGACACCGAGCUUAUUAAGGGCGUGAUUGUGGACAAGGACUUCAGCCACCCUCAGAUGCCAAAACAAGUCCAAGAUGCUAAGAUUGCAAUUCUCACAUGUCCAUUUGAACCGCCGAAACCAAAGACGAAGCAUAAGCUGGACGUGACCUCAGUGGAAGACUAUAAAGCCCUUCAGAAGUACGAGAAGGAGAAGUUUGAGGAGAUGAUCCAGCAGAUUAAAGAAACUGGCGCUAACCUAGCUAUUUGUCAGUGGGGCUUUGAUGAUGAAGCAAACCACUUACUUCUUCAGAGCAACCUGCCUGCAGUUCGCUGGGUGGGAGGACCUGAAAUCGAGUUGAUCGCCAUUGCCACGGGAGGACGGAUCGUCCCGCGGUUCUCAGAGCUCACCGCUGAGAAGCUGGGCUUCGCUGGGCUGGUAAAAGAGAUCUCGUUUGGGACAACCAAGGACAAAAUGCUGGUCAUCGAGCAGUGCAAGAACUCCAGAGCUGUGACCAUUUUCAUCAGAGGAGGAAAUAAGAUGAUCAUCGAGGAAGCAAAGCGAUCCCUUCACGACGCCUUGUGCGUCAUCCGGAACCUCAUCCGUGAUAAUCGUGUGGUGUAUGGGGGAGGCGCUGCCGAAAUCGCCUGUGCUUUGGCGGUUAGCCAGGCGGCAGAUAAGUGCCCGACCCUGGAGCAGUACGCCAUGCGGGCGUUCGCCGACGCCCUGGAGGUCAUCCCCAUGGCUCUUUCGGAGAACAGUGGCAUGAACCCCAUCCAGACCAUGACCGAAGUUCGAGCCAGACAAGUGAAGGAGAUGAACCCCGCUCUGGGAAUCGACUGUUUGCACAAGGGCACAAACGAUAUGAAGCAACAGCAUGUCAUAGAAACCUUGAUUGGCAAAAAGCAACAGAUCUCUCUUGCAACACAGAUGGUUAGAAUGAUUUUGAAGAUUGAUGAUAUCCGUAAGCCUGGGGAAUCAGAAGAAUAAAGAAAAAAUGUAGAAUAAAACAUAGUAAGAUCCACUGCUGUGAUUAAAUAAAUGGGUGUCUUGUGAUGCAUCUACAGUUAUUUAUUAUUAUGUUCUUUUCUAGACACUGUAGAUGCUGUAAUGAAAGUAGCUGUUUGGUAACUAUAGUUGCUCUUGUUCAGAGACGUGUGGUGGUAGGGACACUGUCACACUAGCUUUUGUAUCCAUUGUAUUAAAGGCGUCUCUACACAGCCUUUUUUUUCUUAAACACUCACUGUAAUCAAAUGCCACCUUCAUUGAAAGGGGUUGUGGUUUGUUUGUUUUUCAUAAGCCUUAAGACCUAUUUUAACAGCUUAAAACAUUGAGUUUGUUCUCAGGAUUUAUUUUAACAUUGAGAGUAAUGUGGGCUUGAUCCUAUUAAAUGGACUUAAAUGCUGCAUCUGUGUAAA